CUCUGGCGAGCCUGAUGUCUCGGGGCUCCAAAGAAGACCGUCACAUUAUGGAGUGUGAUACAGAUAAUAUGCAUGCGAAAUUACGUAUGGGACGGCGAUACGCCGACAAUUGGGCGGCUGCUGGAGCUGCUGAAGCCGCUGAACUCGUCGACCGCCGCCCGCCUGCAAUCCCCGCGUCUUCUCCUCAGACUGCUCUCCAUCUUGGGUCGGGGGGCCGUUUGUGCUGCUACCCAAAGCGGAAUCCUAUGAGUCUUCAACGGAGAUAUUCUGUAAAUAUCCGAGUUUGGUAUCUCACUCUUAACCAUGCCCAACUUCAUCAAGGAGACGAUUCUCCGACUUCGGUCUAAAAGCGGGACAAGAGACCAGCCUGCUCAACAACGCGUCCCGCCGGUGAACACCGAGGAUUCGGCCAUCCACCAAGUGCCUCAGCGCAAUGACAACCACGCUGCGGGGAGCUAUGUCGGGUUCUUUCUGGUUGCUGACACAGAUGGAGGCCGCCAAGGAGAGCCUAACCCUAAGCCGCAGACACCGCAGACCUCUAUUAUCUUGGUCCAUGGGAUUGGAGGUCACUGGAAACGGUCGUGGGUGUUGGGUGAGUUCAGUUGGAUCGAAGGCUUCCUCCAACCCGACUUGCAAGGCUCGAACCUGAGGGUAUCUGUCUGGUCCUACGGCUACGACUCCAGGACAGCAACCAAUUCUGUGGCGAACAUCGAAGAUGUAGCCAACGCGCUGCUUGACAGGAUCUACCGAGAGACCAAUGGCCCCGUCAUACUUGUCGCUCACAGCCUGGGUGGACUUGUCGCGAAGAAGGCCAUAACUCUCGCUCACACGGACGAUGACCGUUACGGCGGACUGCUCAAAAGGAUUAGGGGCUGCGUGUUUCUGGGGGUCCCCCAUCGAGGCGCGGACAAAACCUGGUGGAAGACAGUUCCCGGUACAAUCAUGAAGUAUUCUACGGUGGGCUUCAUGGGCAACAACAACUUUGCCGACAGCCUUAGCAGGGAGUCGGAUACGUGGAGGAAUAUAUCGAACGACUUCGUGCCACGUACCAGAAAUCUGAUUGCGAUACACUCGUUUUAUGAGACGAGGAAGAUCGGCCCAGUCCUGGUCGUCGACAAAGAUUCGGCGAGGAUGGGCCUGGAAAAGGAAAUUUGCCAUUCCACCGAUUCCGAUCACGUCACAAUCAUCAGAUUCGGAGAGGACGAGUACCAACGGUACAGGCCGGUUGGAGAUGCGAUUGUGGAGCUCGUUCGAAAGGUGGAAGAAGAACAGACCGGAGGGCGCCUGCCUCCAUGUGAACUUCCAGCUGAACUUGAGAUUGAACGAAGGGAGUUUCUCAAGAGAAUUUCCUUUCCAGAGAUGCAGCUGCGUGAGAACAAAGUCGAGACCGCUUUCGCAGCCAGCUACAAGUGGUUUGGACACUCGGAUGAAUUCGAGACGUGGCUCACCUCACCCGACGGCAAGCUACUAAUCAAAGGGAAGCCUGGCUGCGGGAAGUCUACCUUUAUGAAGCAUUUCUACCGAAGAUUCAGAGAGGGACGCGGCGCUGCUGGGCCCGCGGUUUGCGGUUUCUUCUUCAAUGGCCGUGGCGUUCCCAUCGAAAGGUCCGUCGACGGCAUGCUCCGCACGCUCCUUCAUCAGCUGGUCUCUCAGGUCCCUCUUGCAUUCAAGUCUCUCAUCGAACACCACCGCGCCUUUGACCAGGCGAACCAAUUCCGCCAAGGAUCCGUUGACUGGGCGACAGAUACGCUGAAGAAGAUGUUCCAUACGGCGAUACACUCACCAGACUUGUCCGCCGCAUUUAUCUUCAUAGACGCUCUCGACGAAGGCGAAGGCUUCCUCCCCGCUGAUGUAUUCGAUUACGUGGAGACGGUAGUCGGAACCUUCUCAGACACCAAGAUCAUCAAAAUCUGGUUAUCAAGUAGGCCAGACAACUUCGUGAACCGCCGAACGAGGUGGACUACUUUGGACUUGGGAGAACGCAACUCUGGCGAUAUACAGGCGUACGCGACGGGCCUUCUUACCAAGAUCGCCAAGGACUGCGACUACCCGGAUCUACGUUACGACACUAUCGUACCACAGCUCCUUUCGCAGAUCUUGGAACAUGCCCAGGGGGUCUUUCUCUGGGCCAAGCUUGUGAUCGAUCAGCUUAGGGCGGCCAUGUACGAUGGCGAGAGCGUCAAGGAAAUCCAGUCGAUGUUGUCUAAACUAUGCGAGACGGCCGACGAUCUGUGGGAUCUCUUCCGGAGCGUCCUGCAGAAGGUCAAGAGAAACCGCCGGGCAGAGGCCGUGCGCCUCCUCAAGAUUGUUCUGGCGGCUGCGAGACCGCUAUCAUUGGAGGAGUUGGCGCACGCUAUGGCCCUCAGUUCGCCCAACCCACCUGGCAAUUUGGAUGACUUCUGGGACCCCGAGCGCGCCGAUCAGCUUUGCGAGGAGAUGAAACGAAAGGUUAUCAACUGGUGUGGCGGCCUUGUCGAGGUCGUGUACCUAAACAGAACGUUCUACAUCGGGCCGGGGUGGUCGAGGAAGGGCAGAUAUUUCGUUUCUACACAGGUGCAGUUCCUGCAUCAAUCGGUCAAGGACUUCUGCCAAAAUCAAGUCAGGAAACUGGAAGAGUUUGGUAUCGGCGACGUCGGCGACUCACCGAGUUUCGAGGCGACGAGCCAUGAACUGAUGUUUGGUUGUUGUCUUCGCUACUUGCGACUGCCAGCAAUAUCGGAACACAUGGCACAUGCUGAGACGCCAGCCCGAGCAAUCGUCCAAGUAUUCGGAGCAGAGGCUGACGCAUUCCAAGACUUUUGGGCCCAUGCCAAGCGCCGGUUCCCUUUUCUGUUGUACUCGCCUUUGUGGGUGGCACACGCAGAGAACCUCAUCCGAUUGCAUCCUGACAAGAUGGGCCGACGUGAGUUGGAAGCCGCAAGCCAACUCUUUAUGGAAUCGCGGUGGUAUCCAUACCGCAAAGACUGGAAGCAGGCAUACGCCUACGGUCUGUAUUCCGCGACUUAUGGAGACCAGACUGUGGCUGAGCAGCCUUAUUCGAACCUUCUAUGCUUCUCAGCUCGCCGGGGUUUUAUUUUCUUGUUUCGAAAGCUUCUAUCACACUCCGGUCUCGAACUCGACCACCCAACCCUGGACAACUGUCUUGCCAUCGCCUGCGGCUGCUUUGAGACUAGGAAAGACACUAACAAGACAUCGGCGCAGAAGGAAAUGAUACAGCUACUGAUCGAGCGCGGUGCCAAUAUGCAUGCGAAAAUCUCCAAGUCUGUCUACGAAUCCGCUCUCAGUAGCGCCGUGUACAAGCGCGGAGAAGCGGUUGUACAAGCCCUGAUUGAGGCUAGCGCUGAUGUGAGCAUGGGGUCUCCGGGGGAAACCGACGCUGAGGCAGACCGUGCCUCCUGGUUGAUGCUUGCUGCCGCGCGGGAAGGCUGGACAGCGACCCUAAGUCUCUUGAUGGACAGAGGUGCCGAUGUCAACAUACAAGAGAAGACUGGUCGCUGCCGGACAGCUCUGAUUACCGCAGCUAAGGGGGGUAUGAGAGAAACGGCAGCAUUCCUACUGGCACGGGGUGCCGACGUCAACCUGGACGUCAGCACCGAUGAAUACGGAUACGGAAGCGCUCUUAUUGCCGCAGCCGAAGGGCCGUCUACCGCCAUGGCAUUCUACUUGGGUAGCACUGCGGUAAGCCCAUCGGGGACGACAGAGAUGGUGGCGCUUCUUGUGAACAAAGGUGCCGACAUCAACCUAAGAGUGAGGAAUGGUGGAUAUGGAACCGCUCUAAUCGCCGCGGCUGCGAAUCGAGAGACCGAGGUGGUGGCAUUUCUUCUGGACCGUGGCGCCGAUGUCAACCUGCAAGCAAUAGGAGGAGACCGCGGAUACGGAACCGCUCUCAUAGCCGCGGCUGCACAGGGACACAAGGCAGUGGUGGAGCUUCUCGUGGACCGAGGUGCCGACGUCAACCUGCAAGCAACAGCAGGCAAAUACGCAACCGCUCUCAUCGCCGCAGCUGUGUGCGGAAGGGAGGAAACAGCGAAGAGUCUUGUAGACCGAGGCGCUGAUCUCAACCUCCGGGCAGUAAGCGGGAGGUACGGGACCGCUCUCAUUGCCGCAGCUGCAGAGGGAAGGGGGAGCAUGUUCGCAUGGCUUCUCAAUCAAGGCGCCAGCAUGCAUGUGCAGAUGCAAUCGAUAGAAUACGGUUCUGUCUCAGCAGCGGCUGUGGGGAGGAUCCGCGAGUUGUCUGAAGGUCCUGGAUGGAAGCUGCGAGAGCAGAAGACAUUUAUUAGGUGGUUGAUGGCUUUAGGCGUCGAUGUAAAGGCAGCUCUGCCAGGUGGUCAAGCUGAGCUGGAGGAUAUGCUCAGCAGGUAGGAUGGAUGAAAUUCGACAUUGUCUUAUGGGUAGUCUAAGGUAUCCUAUACUCUAUCAGGAUGCCAAUCGUCUUCAUCAGGGGAGUAACAAUGAUAUAGAAAUGAAUCAGUUGAGGUAGGUAUUGUAUCUCCGACUCGUCCAGCAAAAUCCGAGAAACGCAAAAGGAAACUGAACUGCUGAAGUUCUCAGUCGGUUGCAACUCGAACUCCGAGUCUCGAACCAUAGUAGCAUCUCUCUUUGGAUACUGUCAGGGACGGAAGGAGCGUCUCAAGGGAAGGGAAGGACAACCCAUACGUGGAAGGGGCGUCCCGCCCUUGCCG
This is a messenger RNA of Chaetomium strumarium, 4682 nucleotides long. RefSeq lists its product as uncharacterized. Gene Ontology annotation, molecular function: protein binding. The transcript is spliced from 7 exons. NCBI's taxonomy places the organism in Eukaryota, Fungi, Ascomycota, Sordariomycetes, Sordariales, Chaetomiaceae. The record is from RefSeq and is a predicted model, not a curated record. Bases 304 to 4362 code for a protein of 1352 amino acids.